Molecule: messenger RNA, 3497 nt
Organism: Salvia splendens (bonfire salvia)
Lineage: Eukaryota; Viridiplantae; Streptophyta; Magnoliopsida; Lamiales; Lamiaceae
Product: calmodulin binding protein PICBP
Exons: 3
Coding region: 239-3205 (988 amino acids)
Molecular function (GO): calmodulin binding
Source: RefSeq, a predicted model, not a curated record
CAAGAUCCAAACUUAGAAUCGUUCAUUAUUAUAUUCGCAGUCAUCGUCUGCUGCCUUUUCUUGUUGAAAUCAACUUCUUCUUCUGUGUAACAAACCAUUUCCCCCCAAAUCAAUAAAUUUUCAUAGCUGAGUGAGUGUUCACACCUGCAACUUUCUCUUGAAUUCGUUGAGUUAGUGUACCCAGCUACAAAGUGUUGAAAUCCAAAUUUGAUCGGAGUUUUGCAGCAGAUAGAUUUCGAUGGAUUCCGUUGAUUCAUCGCCAAAUUUUAUGAAGGCCAGAAGCAGAUUUGAUCCAAACAAAGAAAAUUCUCCGGGGAGAAGUGAAUCUGAUGAAAUCAUGUCUGUUAGUUCUUCCAAUUGUGGAUCUUCAGUUACCCAACCUAAUUCUCAAAACCUUUCCAAUAAUGGAAUCAGGAACAGAACCACCACCAACAACAAAAUCCCCAAAAACUUUGCAACUGUUAGAUCAUUUAGGAGAAGGCCAAAGCCAAGACUCAUCCAAUCUCCUCUCCUAUUGUCUGAUGAUGAAGCGUCGCCUCAUUAUCUCAAGGCAACGACCUCUUCACAGGGAAAGAAAUCGCGCUCGUCUGAAUCUACGCUCGAUGGGAGCGAUAGUAAGAGCACUUCACAUUCCUCAUUCCUUUCAAGAAAAUCCAGCUUUAGAAAUGUGAGGGUUUUGAUCAAGAGGGCUAGUUUCAAGCCCAAGAGGUCUUUGUUGAGAGAUGUUGGUGUUGAUAGAGCUACGUAUUCUUCCACUCUCAAGGAUUCCAAGUUUCCUGCCCCCGCGGAGUUUCAACUUCAUCACGGUAGGGAAGAAGAAUCUGAAAAGGUUUGUAGGUACCAUCAUUGCUCAUUGCAUGGGGGUUGCCACACGAGUGGUGAACCGGCCCCUCCGUUGAAGCGUUUCUUGUACAAAAGGAAGCAGUCGUUGAGGAAGCAGAGGAGCAUGGUGCCUAAGUCUGAGACCACGCGUGGAGUGAAGCUCCCUGGUGAUAGAAAGAAGAAUCUCCAUAAAAGAGUAAUAGCUCGUGAAGUAGAGCCUUUGGAUCAAGAGAGAUUCAGCGAGAGCAUAGCUGUUUCUGGUGUUGUAAAUGGAAACAAUCCUAAUGAGGAAACUGAGCUAUUUGGGAAUGGAUAUAGCGAUGUUCAAGAGGCGUAUCUGGUUGAACUCGCCUUUGGUGAGAUGUCGUUCCCUGAGAGAAGCUACCAGGAUAGUCUGGACAUAGGAAGGAAGUAUUCUUCGGAGGGGCAAGGUCUUGGAGGGGCAUCUUUGAGGUGCUCGUGUCACAACAGAGAGGAAUUCAUGGCCACUCCUAAAAGACUCGAGGCUACUGCAACGAGCAUUGAAUGGGAAAACGACAAAGACGCAUCUGCUGUAGUUCUAGGCACCUCCAUUGAUAAUGUUGCAGUAAGCUGCAAAGAUGGUCCAGAUACUCCAGUCGUAUCCGAUGAAAAAACCAAGAAGAGAAAUGCGUUCGUAUCAGCUUCUUCGGGUAGCAAUUCUUCUGAGGAAGAUGCAGAGUUUACUACUGAAUCUUCACCAGCUAAAGAAAACCAGAUAGCUGAUGAUGCUGCACAUGCUGGAGAUUCUGAGAUGACUACCCCUACUCACAACAAGGGUGGGCUUCACUUCAGCAAGCCGAGGCAUAUGAGCAUGUGGAAUCUGAUACACCAACAUAUGUCAUCAAAUGUCUCUGUUGAAUCCACAGAUAAGGAUAGUGCGGAUGUAGGGGGAGAAGCGAGUGACUCGGAGGCUCAAGAGGUUGAAAUCCGGAAGAUGUUUGCUGUCAAGCUUGUACGAGAAGCAAUUGAGAAGAUUCUCCUUCCGGAGGUUCAAGACCAAGCAUCUGAUGAUCAGUCGGUCACGAGUGAAACCACUCCACGACCGGAGCUCGUGGAGAAAGAUAAAAUUAGAGAAUUUAUCCAAGAAAAUUAUAUGGAAUCUGCAAAUGGAAAUGUGUCAUCGGAUCUGAAAGAGGAGACCGCGGUGGCUGGUGAUGUUGAAGUUGUGAGAAAAUCUGAGAAGAAAGCUCCAAAGCAUUGGAGCAAUCUCAAGAAGUGGAUACUGCUUCAGAAAUUCAUCAGAGAGCUGGAGAAAGUGAGGAGAUUCAACCCCAAGAAGCCACGGCAUCUGCCAUUGAUUCCGGAUCCUGAGGCAGAGAAGGUCAGCCUCCGACCUCAGAUGGUGGAGGAGAGGAAGAGCGCUGAGGAGUGGAUGCUUGACCACGCACUUCGCCAGGCAGUGAGCCAGCUUGCCCCAACUCAGAAGAAAAAAGUGGCAUUGCUUGUAAAAGCAUUUGAGACUGUGGUUCCGCCUCAAGAAGAAGACUCUCAGGCUCAAUGUCGUAUCCCGAGGCUCAGAAGUGUCUCAAUGUUCGACUCUGCAAUUACCGGUCUGAGAAGAGCCGGUCUCUCUGGCGGUGAUCUCUUGUCAAGUGAUGAGAAUGAGAAGCUCGAAGAUCUUGUCCACGAAGAAAAUGACGAGAAUAUUUUAAAAUCACAGAGCUUGAACCUUGAUGGCGAUGAUGGUGAUAGAAUGCCGGUGCAGGUGAUGUCAGACAAGACAAAGACAAAGACAGAGGCCGUGCAAGGCCCUCAACAGGAUGCAAUAUCUGAUAGGAAAAAGCAUAUCCAAAUGUGGCAUAUGAUAUAUCAGCAUGUGGUAGCAGACAUUGCUGAAAAAGUUGGAGGCCAUCUUCUCGAUGGAGGCGAGGACGAACAAGAAGAGGACCACGCUACACCAAGCAAUCUGAGAGGAGGCCUAACCAAAUCUGAUGCUCUCAAACUCGUGAAACAAGCAGUUGAUGAGAUCCUCAUCCCAGAGGCACAAGAUGAGGCCUCCAACACUCGAUCAGUCUCGAGUGACUCUGUUGAAGAUGAGGAUUUGGGAGUAGAAUCAAAGGCCGAGGUACCAAAAUCAAGAAACUGGCGCAAGCUGAAGAAGCUCCUACUCUUGAAGAGAUCCAUCAAAGCACUGAGAGGUUUCAGACCACGGGCUCAUCAAGCGCUGCCUCAGACAGGUGACCCCGGGCCAGAGAAGGUGGACUUGAGGCAGCAGAUGAUGGACGAGAGGAAGAAGGCGGAGCAGUGGAUGCUGGACUACGCGGUCCAGCAUAUUGUAAUGACACUGACUCCGGCUCGGAAGAGACGGGUGGCUAUGCUUGUCGAAGCGUUUGAAGCAGUUGUUCCAUUGCCAGAGGCAUGAAUAUGAAAGUGAAUGAAUGAAUGGUUGUUUGCUUGUGGAAGGCCUAACAUGGUGAUGUUUUGAGUUGGUUGCUAUAUGUUGUGAGUCACCCCAUAAUUUUGCUAGAGAUUGGAGUUGUAGAGGUCUUUCCUUGUUUUCAUUCUUUGUGGUGUUGAUUAUAUUGUUGGGAUCAAUUAAGGCUGGUGUUUGUAAAUCUUUGUGCUUGUAUUUGUAUAUGUAUCAGGUUUGAUAUAUGCUGAAUCUUUGGUUUGAUGUAAAUUCUUAUAAUCUAGUUUGGUUUUUUGUUCCUAAA